Messenger RNA from Aspergillus candidus, 678 nucleotides. Its product is annotated as peroxiredoxin. Gene Ontology annotation, cellular component: mitochondrion; cytosol. Gene Ontology annotation, molecular function: thioredoxin peroxidase activity. The coding region runs from base 1 to 678 and encodes 225 amino acids. The record is from RefSeq and is a predicted model, not a curated record. The transcript has 3 exons. NCBI's taxonomy places the organism in Eukaryota, Fungi, Ascomycota, Eurotiomycetes, Eurotiales, Aspergillaceae. Gene Ontology annotation, biological process: cell redox homeostasis; cellular response to oxidative stress; cellular oxidant detoxification.
AUGGGCGUGCGCUUUCUGUCCGAGCAGCCUCGUUUGAGGCUGGGGUCUAUUGCCCCCAACUUCACCGCCCAAACAACCCAAGGCGAGAUGAACUUCCACGACCACAUCGGCAACAGCUGGGCGAUAUUGUUCUCGCACCCGGCGGACUUUACGCCCGUUUGCACGACUGAGCUCGGCGCCUUCGCGAAGCUCAAGGAUGAGUUUGAUGCGAGGGGCGUGAAGAUGAUUGGACUGAGCGCAAACGACCUAACCUCGCACGCGACCUGGGUCAACGACAUCAACGACAUCAGCCAAACGCAGGUGCAAUUCCCGAUCAUCGCCGACGCAGAGCGCAAGGUAGCCUACCUCUACGACAUGCUGAGCGCGGACGACGUCGCGCGGGUGCAGACCAACCCGAAGGAGAUCGCGUUCACGAUCCGCUCGGUGUUCAUCAUCGACCCGGCGAAGAAGAUCCGGCUGACGAUGCUGUAUCCUGCGUCGACGGGGCGCAACACGGCGGAGGUGUUGCGGGUGAUUGAUUCGUUGCAGAGUGCGGAUAAGAAUGGGGUUGCGACGCCUGUUGAUUGGGCGGUGGGGGAGGAUGUGAUUGUGCCGCCCUCUGUGAAGAAUGAGGAUGCGAAGAAGAAGUUUGGGGAUGUUAGGGUUGUGAGGGAUUAUUUGAGGUAUGUUAAGGUCUAG